CAAUCAGACAAUUUCGAAAUCAAGGGGAGGGACAAAAAUAAAAUAGAAAAAAAGAAAACGGAGGGGAGAGAGAGAGGAAGAGGAGAGACCGGAUCUAAAAGGCGGUUAAGUUAAGCCAUUGUUCUCUCAAUUCUCUCCUACAAUCUGUUGGGUCAUCAAUCUAUCAAUCAAAUCAAAAAACAAAAGAGAAGAGAGAGAAGAGAGAAAGGAAACAAUAUCAAAGGAAGGAAGCAUGAUGUCGUCGUCCUCCUCCUCAUCAUCAUCUUCCUUGUCACCGGACCACCUCUCCCCCACCGAUCAGCUCCGUUAUGUCCAUUGCAACUUUUGUGACACUGUCCUUGCUGUGAGCGUUCCGUGCAGUAGCCUGUUCAAGACCGUGACAGUGCGAUGCGGGCACUGUGCCAAUCUCCUCUCGGUCAACAUGCGUGGCCUGCUGCUCCCGUCCCCAGCCGCCACCGCUGCCACUCAACUUCAGCAGCUUGGCCAUACUUUCUUCGCUCCUCAUAAUCUUUUGGAGGAGAUACGAAAUGUGCCGCCAACAGUGCUGAUGAAUCAUCACUUCCCGAACCCGGCCGAGUCUGUACUGCAGCUUCAUGGAGGGAGUGAACCGAUCCCUCGGCCUGCCCUAGUGAACCGGCCACCCGAGAAGAGGCAGAGAGUCCCAUCAGCCUACAACCGCUUCAUCAAGGAAGAAAUCCAACGCAUCAAAGCUCAAAAUCCCGAUAUUAGCCACCGGGAAGCAUUUAGUGCCGCUGCAAAGAAUUGGGCCCACUUCCCUCAUAUCCAUUUCGGACUUAUGCCUGAGCAGUCCGUGAAGAAACCUACCAUGUGCCAGCAGCUGCAGGAAGGAGAGGACAUGCUGAGAAAAGACGGGCUUUUCGCUCCUGCGAAUUUGGGUGUCUCCCCCUACUAAUGAGCUGGAUAUUAUAAUUAGUUCGUUUUGAACGGUUUCAUUAGUCUUCCCUCUAUCCUCUCCCUCUCUCUAUCCUGAUCUACAUGUAUUUGCAUCUUAGUUAUUCUGGCAGAAAAAUGUGAAUUACGACUUGAGCUCAUUCCUUUAAAAUGAUAUUGGCGGAAUGAAUCAUCUCGGGCUUAUGUUUUGUAUGGUGCGGUGAUGGAAUAGUGGUCUGAAGUAUAUGGAAAAUUCUACUAUAGUUAUAUGCA
Messenger RNA from Punica granatum (pomegranate), 1164 nucleotides. The record is from RefSeq and is a predicted model, not a curated record. NCBI's taxonomy places the organism in Eukaryota, Viridiplantae, Streptophyta, Magnoliopsida, Myrtales, Lythraceae.